AUGUCUUCCCCAGAUCGUCAAGAACUCAUCCGCAAUGCAGUCGCUUUUCUUGCAGAUCCGAAGAGCCAGGCUUCACCUGUCACCCAGCGGAUUCAAUUCCUAGAAGCUAAAGGACUCACACCGGCAGAAAUCGACAUGGCCAUGAAACAAGCAGCCUAUUCCAGUGCACCUCCUCAGGCCUCUUAUUGGCCUCAGUAUGGACCGAAUCCGUAUGCAGUCAUGCCGCCUCCCGCUCACCGUUGGGACUGGCGCGACUACUUUAUUACUGCCGUCGUCUCUGGUGCAAUAACCUACGGUGCAGUCUCAUUGUUCCAAAAAUACUUGCUACCCCACCUCCAACCGCCGACGUCCACCGCCUACGAAGAGGAUCGCGAUGCGCUGAAUGCUCAGUUCGACGCUGCUGAAGCUCUACUGAAAGAAAUACAAAGCGAAACUGUCGCUGUUCGAGCUGCCGUCGAGGAACAGAAGGAAAGGAUUGAUCAGACGACGAACGACGUUCAAACCGUCGUUGCGGACUUAAGGGAGGGGGAAUCCAGGACUCGGGACGAAAUGCGGGAAAUUCGUGAAGAAAUCACCAACAUUCGCGAGAUGUUGCCCAAGAUGAUUGAGAAAAACAAGGAAUCUCAGAACCAAUCUUUGGCUGAAUUGCAGCAAGAGUUGAAGUCUCUCAAAACCUUAACGAUCACCCGGACUUCAAGCACUCCUACUACAAUACCUCUUCCGAACUUAGGCCGGCCAUCCAUACCUUCAUGGCAGCUAGCCACCCAACCUCCAGUAUCAAGUGGCAUUGAAUCAUCAGCCUCAGCACCUAUUCCCUCAUUGACUACCUCCGGUACAUCAGCAGUCAAUGGCAAAGGAAAGGAGAUAGAGAGGGAUUCACCAGAGGUAUUUUAA
Molecule: messenger RNA, 894 nt
Organism: Cyclocybe aegerita
Lineage: Eukaryota; Fungi; Basidiomycota; Agaricomycetes; Agaricales; Hemipholiotaceae
Source: the annotation of a GenBank genome assembly